AUGACAUACACAAACCGAGAAAUGGUUACAACUGUAAGCAUAGAUCUUAAAAUUUAGGCCUCAUGCAUGAUAUGUCCUUUCUCAUGAAUGGAUGUAUGCCAACCUCAAUUGGUAGGCAAACUGUUUCAAAGGCUUAUACUGCACAGCUUUCAUUGAUACUCAAAGAGACUUACAGGCAAAGGAACCAUCUCUUCUCAUUUGUAUUGUGUCUUCUCCUCCAUUUUCUCUCAUAUCCUAGAAGAGGUCUGUUGGAUUGGAACUGUACAGCUUUCACCAUGGCAACCAAAAUGAAAGGGAUCUAUAAAGGAUUCAAAUACAUCUCCCAAAUCUUUGUUGUGAAGGAGCAGGAGAUGGAUAUUGGCUACCCAACAGAUGUUAAGCAUGUAACUCACAUUGGUUGGGAUGGCUCAUCUAGCUGUGCACCUAGUUGGAUGAGCAAAUUCAAGGCAGGGCCAGAUUUUUCAAUCAACUCCAUUCCUAAUUCUGGUUCUGCUCUCUCUCCAUGGUCCUCUCAAGAUUCUGGAGAAUCCACGCGAGAACAACCUGCAUCUGACAUAUACAAAGACAUGAGACCGACAAAUCUUCCCCCUAUUCCAAAGAAAAAUAAGCGGAAGAAAACCAAAGCAACAUCUUCACCUAAGUCAUCCCAUUCCUCCUUGAGGUCUUCACAAGCAGCAAAGUUGAAGGUCAAACUGGUUGAAGGAAAUGCCCAACCUGCAAACAUAGAAGUUGCAUAAGAUCAUGAACUUGGCUGAAAAGCACCAUAAAUUUUUGUAGUGCAUGUGAAGUGUACGAAAAGUCCCCUUUCUGUGCUCGGGAUGUUCUUUGACAAGAGCUUGGAAGAGAAUUCAGGAGGUGAAUGAAACUUGUAAAUUUAGAAGAGGCAUUUCAAGAGAGAAACUGGCAUAACCACGAGAACAGAACGAGUAAUUGUGUGGGACGGGAAAUAUGAGGCGAAAGAUAUAUUUGAGGUUCAACUAUGACAAUGAUUUGAUAGGAUGACAGUUUUUUUUUUUCUUUUUUUUCUUUUUGAUUUACAGCAAGACUGAAGGUGUAAAGAGUUGAAUUGUUUAGCUGUGUUGCUGGGAAAUUGAGAUAUUGCAAAUACUUGACUUGAACAGAUAGCAAGGGAUAUGCUUCUGUCAUUGGUUAUAUGAGCAACUGUAACUUUAAUGUUUGCAGAUAUAAAGCCUGAAAACAACUUUUUGUUGUUG
Messenger RNA from Ilex paraguariensis (yerba mate), 1214 nucleotides. NCBI's taxonomy places the organism in Eukaryota, Viridiplantae, Streptophyta, Magnoliopsida, Aquifoliales, Aquifoliaceae. The record is from the annotation of a GenBank genome assembly.